AUGGCAGGAAUGUCUGGCAACGUAGCUUUGACUUCUUCUAUCAUACAAUAUGUUAUUUUCCUUAUUACCACCGGCGCCAUCCUCCCCAUCAUUAACCGUCUUGGCCGUCGUCCUCUCCUUAUCGGUGGUGCCAUCAUUUGCUGCAUCAUCCACUUCACUACUGGCGCUGUCAUGAAGGUCUAUGGUAACCCUGUUGACAGCGUCAAUGGUGACGAUAACUUGAGAUGGGAGGUCACUGGAGCCCCGGCAAAGGGCGUCAUUUCCCUAUCUUACAUCUUUGUCGGCGUUUACGGUCUUACCUGGGCUCCUAUUGGCUGGAUCUAUGCUUCCGAAGUCUUCCCUCUCAAGUACCGUGCCACUGGCGUCGGUCUGGCCGCGGCCUCCAACUGGGCGUUCAACCUUGCUCUCGCCUUCUUUGUUCCUCCUGCCUUCACCAACAUCCAGUGGAAGACGUACAUGAUCUUUGGAGCUUUUUGCGCUGCCAUGACUAUACACAUCUUCUUCACAUACCCGGAGACUUCUGGCAAAAGUCUUGAGGAAAUCGACGACCUUUUCGACUCCAACAUUCCCGCUUGGCGUACCCGAAGAGCUGGCGGACGCUUUGGAGAUCGGAUCGCCGUUGCUGAAGGUAAGAAGGAGGGCUUCAAUACUUCGCAUGCUGAAAAGGUUGAGGUAUAG
Messenger RNA from Colletotrichum paranaense, 678 nucleotides. RefSeq lists its product as uncharacterized. The transcript is spliced from 2 exons. Bases 1 to 678 code for a protein of 225 amino acids. The record is from RefSeq and is a predicted model, not a curated record. Gene Ontology annotation, biological process: transmembrane transport; carbohydrate transport. Gene Ontology annotation, cellular component: membrane. Gene Ontology annotation, molecular function: carbohydrate:proton symporter activity. NCBI's taxonomy places the organism in Eukaryota, Fungi, Ascomycota, Sordariomycetes, Glomerellales, Glomerellaceae.